Molecule: messenger RNA, 776 nt
Organism: Plasmodium cynomolgi strain B
Lineage: Eukaryota; Apicomplexa; Aconoidasida; Haemosporida; Plasmodiidae
Product: eukaryotic translation initiation factor 3 subunit 4
Exons: 6
Molecular function (GO): nucleic acid binding
Source: RefSeq, a predicted model, not a curated record
AGAGGAAAAACUGGGUGGACAUCGACGUAGAAGAUGAAGAAUCGCAGAAUGAAAAUGAAAACAAAAAAAAGUGGGAAGACAUAGAUGCAGAUGACGACCUGGAGAAUAACAAAAAGUUGUCCUAUUUCACUAACUACGAAAAUGGGAUCAAGGUCGUCACCAAGUAUUCGGAGAAUCUGAAGAAGCAAACGGUGAAGGUCACCAAGAAAAUAAAAGAAGUGGUCAUCAAAAAAAAACUCAACAAGGAAAUUAACAACAGACUCAACUUAAAAAAUUUUAACAUCGACACUUGCAGCUCCGUCAUAGUCGAACCGACGGACGUUGUUAACAUCGAAGUGCCCAAGAAUAACCUCCUGGACUUCCUCAAAGGAACAGAGUACGACUAUCUAUUCACGGAGCAAGCCGACAAGACUGCCAAGGACUUGAAGAACAGAUUCAAAAUAUUCAAGGAUGAAGAUGUGGAGGAAGUUAAACCGGAGGACCCGAACAAAUUGGCCGCCAAGAGAGACGUGCUGUUCUAUCGAUCACACGACACCCAAAACAAGGAGUGCACCGUUCGUGUGACGAACUUAAGCGAGGAAGUCAACGAAAGCGAGUUGUCCAAUCUGUUUGGAAGAGUUGGCCAAAUAUCGAGGAUGUUCCUGGCCAAGCACAAGUAAGGAGCGGAAGCGGAAGCGGAAGUGGAAGCAGAAGUGGAAGCGGAAGUGGAAGCAGAAGUGGAAGCGGAAGUGGAAGCAGACGUGGAUAUGCACGUGGACAUGCGCAUGCACAUGCGC